Molecule: messenger RNA, 5851 nt
Organism: Ylistrum balloti
Lineage: Eukaryota; Metazoa; Mollusca; Bivalvia; Pectinida; Pectinidae
Product: tetratricopeptide repeat protein 17-like
Exons: 27
Coding region: 1-3939 (1312 amino acids)
Biological process (GO): actin filament polymerization
Cellular component (GO): cytoplasm; actin cytoskeleton
Molecular function (GO): protein binding
Source: RefSeq, a predicted model, not a curated record
AUGGCGGCGACUGUUUUGGUUGUGGUGUUACUUGUAGCCCACCACUUUCCGAUAGCUGGUGGAUCGUCACACUGGGUUGUCACCGAAGAAGGCUUAGUUCGGGCUCAGGCUGACACUGUCUUCAACCUACGACGACCUUACGACCUCGUGGCUUUCAUGAAGCAGGAUGAGCGGACAGAGAUGCUGGAAGGCCUUAAGGCAGAAUUACUGACGAGAAAAGAUGAAAUUGAUAGAAAUGAAGACAGAGACACAGGCUUAGAACAAAGGUUUUACAAAACAGAUCCAGACUGUUUAAAAGCAGGCAAACCACUGCCUGAAUUUGACCUGUAUAUAAGCACUGUACUACCACUUGAAAACAAAGGUAUCAGACCUGAGGAGCACAUAGAUGUGAACCAACCCCUCCAUAGUAUACAUUCCCCACCUGAUUGUACUCUCUUCUCAGAACUUGACUACAGCAUUCAUGCCUUUGAGCAUUUAGAGGGUAUGAAGGUACGUGACCUGUUGUCAGGGACACCAGAGCUGGGUCUGAAGAAUGCCAUAAUCUACCAAGAUGAUGUAGACCAGUAUGGUAGUAGAGUGUACCAUGCCUUACUCAAGAAUGACACUUCGUGGGUGUUGUAUAACAUGGCUGCAUUUUAUUGGAGGAUUAAAGGUGAUCCGUACCAGGUGAUAGAGUGUGUGAGACGGGCCCUACAUUACUCUCCCAGACACCAGAAGGAUGUCGCCUUAAUCAGUCUAGCCAAUGUCCUACAUCGAGCACGCUAUUCCAAUGAGGCAGCCAUUGUUGUUCAUGCAGCCCUAGACAUCUCUAAAGAACGAAAUGUCAACCACUUCACUCUUGGAAAUAUCUAUGCAGUACUGGCAGAAUACAAUAAAUCUGUGAUCUGCUUUGAAAAUACUCUGAAGAUCCAACCUGACUUUGAGGCGGCAGCAAAACGCAAACAUGCUGUUCACUGCCAUUCUAAACUUGAAAAUGCUUUGGAAGCUCAGCACAGGUCACUUCAAAGAACACUGAAUGAUCUAAAGGACUACCAGAAAAAACAUGAUUUUUGGCAGAACCAGAAUGAGAAACUUUUAUCAGAACAGGUGUCAAAUGAAGUCAAACUACUGCAGCGUAAAGCAUUUGAAUCCUUCAAGAUACGGGACUCCACUAUAGAUAUAGGUGAAUACUGUCGCAUGGUGGACCGUGAGGGGAAACAGGUGCUCAUGUGCACAUGGGGAAAGAAGGCCUCCAUUGUCGAAUACUAUGAGAUACAGGAAGAAAUUGUGGAUGCUACAUCUCUAAAAGAGGGCAAACAGCUCACUAAUACAAGGGAUGAGAGACUCUCCACCACUGACUACUCUAAACCUGUGCGUGAUCCUCUCUUCACUAAGGAUGGACGUGACAAAGAGGCCACUGUUAAAAUGCCCCUGCUGGAUGAUGAUUGGCCCAGUAAAGAAGAGUGUGACACCCACGUUCAGAAAGUCCCUGAUCCACGCAACCUUUCCAUGAUAUAUCUCUCCCCAGAAAAUAAAGGUUUUGAGGUAAAGGCCCUACUGACAGAGGCUCAAAACCUGACCCCUGGGGACGAGCACCCACUACCCUGGUACCCUCCAGUGUGUGUUCCUCUGGAGGAGAUUCCCGAGGGAAGUGCGAAGAGUUACGACCAUAUCAAAUCUGUAAGCAGGGAGGAACGCACAAGGAUGCCACUCAAAAUGUCUGACAAGUCAAUCCGUCAGACAUUGCUGAACCAUGUGAAUGGUGGAGUGGUAACAGAGGAGGAAGUCGGACAGAGGAUACUGACAGCUCUCAAAAAGAAUGUUGGCCCUAAAUGGAUGCUGUACAAUUUGGCAGGAAUGUACUGGCGUAUCAUUGGCAAUAAUUACCAUGGUAUUGAGUGUAUACGACGUUCUCUGGUUUAUGUCCCGGACAAGUACAAGGAUGUACCCCUCGUUAACCUCGCUAAUAUCCUUUACCGCUGGGGUCGCUAUGAUGAUGCUGUCAAGGUCAUGAGGGAUGCUCUCAAUAUCAGCGAUAUUGAACCUUCAUCUCAUUUCUUCUUCGGCAAUGUGUUAUGGGCAUCCAAGAAUUAUACUGGAGCAGUGAAACACUACCAGAUCUCACUGGAGAUUCAGCCAGAUAAUCCAGAAGUGGUCAGUACCUUACGUGCCAUAAAAUGUUUCCAGCGGUACCACCAGGCAACACAGUCAGCAGCUCCACAGGAAACAGCACCUCCUGUACCCACUGCCAACUGUCAACCACGACCCUCUGCCAUGGGAAAAGGAAAAGAGACAGAAAGUAGAGUCAUUUGUAAACGGGAGAAUGGUGAAGAGAAGUGUGUGAUUGAGACUCGGAGUCGCAGCAAGUCUGGGGAAUGUAAUGGUCACUGUACCCAAACCUGUACGGUAACUCCCAUCAAACUAGAUAGCUGUGCAGGGGACAUCCAUCCUUCAGGGGAACUCCAAGUCUUGAAUGGAGAUGGGGGACAAUGUCCGUCAGCUAAGACUCAGGUGUCUAACGGAGGACCAGAGGAACCUACAUUUGGUAGUGACUUCAGCACCAAGUUAGAUGAGAUUAGUGAGUACUAUCUCACCAAGGGGGUUUGUCAUGGUGAGGAGUGCAGUCAACUACGUGUCCAGUGUAUGUUACCCACGAAGACUCAGUCCGGUUCGAACGCUCACGUCUCGCCUCCAAAACUUUUCAUUCGCCCAGUAUCACUGCAUACAACACAGUGCAUGGAAGGUGGACAGAAACCGCACAUAAAGUUGGAUUUUGUAAAUGGAGUGUUACACCAAAAACUGAUUUUUGUAUCGUCCCCAAAUGAACUACACGUAGAGGCUGAUGAGUGUGUGAUAUUUAAUGAUGGUUCCAAAUCAAGUGGAUGUAACCAGCCCGAGUAUCGGGCCUAUCUUGAGGAAUUUGACUAUAGUAAGGAAAAUUUUGACGAGAUACAAAUGGUGUUUAUUGAACAACUUUCUGGGGCUAACUCACCCUGUGAUACAGAAGAGAAACCUGCCCCACCCUAUCAGGGCAUGCAAUUCUCUGAGGAUCAGUCUGAACCCUCGCUGGAGAAGCCCUCUCCACCUUUGGAGCCUGAGGGACCUCCAGCACAGGAGUUCGUUGGUAGAGACUCUAGGCAAGGAAGUCCCAGAAUCCCUCAAAUGCAUGAUGGAAAAGCCAGUAUUGAAGAGGAUUGGUUCCCUGACAGCGAACUACCAGACACCAGCGUACACGUGUCCUUGAGGUAUACGCUCCGACCUCCAACCCUGAAUGAUUGUAAAGACGUUAAGGAUCUCAACUUUAAGAAGUUUACAAGUACCUGGUUGUCUGUCUCAGCAAAGGGCAUUGACCUAAGGAAACACAUAGACUUUGAGACAGUAAUCAAACGAGAUUUUGAGGAGCCAUAUUGUAUCACGGACGUAAACAGCCAAUUAGACCUAGAUAGUUUGCCAGGUAUCACACACAGUGAGACUCUCAACUACUUUGCUGAAACUGGACUUAAGGAGGUCCUCCAGAAGCUGGGAGGGGAGUCUCAGCCAGUUGGAGUCAUAGGCACCAGGGUUGCUCAUGCAUUGAAGAAGAACUCGACAUCAUGGGUCCUGACUAACGUGGCUGCACUAUACUGGAGAGUGGAAGGGGACGCUAAGAGGGCCAUUCAGUGCCUCCGCCUCUCUCUCACCACAGCUCCAACUGAGGUCAAGGACACGUCCCUAGUGAGUAUCGCAAAUGUCCUUCACAGAGCUGGCUACAUUAACGACGCCAUUGUUGCCACAGAUCUAGCUCUGCAUAUUUCCAAGCAACUGGUUGUUAGCCAUUUUACAAUGGCCAAUCUGUAUGCUGCAAAGGAACAAUGGGAGCAAGCAAAAAUGUUUUACGAGUCAACCCUCGGUCUUCAAACUUCCUUUGAACCUGCUAAACAGCGUCUGAAGUCAAUAAUGUGUAAAAUACUCAAGUCAUAACCACCUAUAUAUUGUGUAUAUUUAUUAUCUUGUCAUUUUUUGUUAUCCACCAGUUUAUACUGUCCCACAAGGAACCAUUUAGAUAUUCAGUCUUUUAUAUAUAUGUUGAAAAGUUGGUUUUCCAAUUUUUUGUACUUUUGAUUUACGUACAGGAGUAUAGCAAAUUUUGACAGCUCCUCCACUGAUGUAUGUUUAUAUGAACACAUCUAAUUUAUCUGACUAUCUUACAUACUGCAAAAUGGCUUUCAAAGAAAUAUUUCUUAUCCUUAGCUAUCAUAAAAUGUUAUGAAUAUAUUUUGCAAUGGGCAUUUUUAUUUAGGUGAACAAUCUGGUUUAUUUAUCAAGUAUUAAAGCAGGCUUUCAGCGUCUUUGUACAGACACCAAAGAAACUAAAUAUUUCAUCAGUGAUUAUUUCUUCUGCAACCAUUGAAAUUGUUUUCACAGAUUUAAAAAAAUAAUGUGUCUCCAUUUUCUACACAGAAACCAUGACUUAUUGUUAUAGGGAAAUCAACACCUGAAAUUGUUGAAUGACACGAGAUAUAAAAUGUUAAUUGAAACAUUUCACAUCAUUUUCCAUCCAUCACCAUGUCCAGUAUUAAUGGUCAUGACACCUACAUGGCAUUAUUUUUCACAAACUUUCCCAGUAUUUUAUAUUAUGACACCAUACUAACUUGUAGCUGUUCUAUGCAGAUGGCCUCGUUAAGACUAAGUCGAUCACCCUUGUUGAUCAGAGGGGGGAAACUUUCCUAGAAAAAGGCAACAAGUUAGUGGUCAUGCUUGGUCUAAAGUUAUCUUUUAAAAUGUAUUAAAUGUUAUUAACAGGGUACCUCAUGUUAUGAGGAUAGUUUACUUCAGGUCAGUACUGACUAAAACUGGUCAGGUCCACUGACCAACGGUCAAGGAGUUUGUCUUGAUUGGACCAUAGCUGAUGAAUAGUAAUGUUUAUUUAUCACAUGGCCUUGUGUGUAUGUUUUUUGUUUGUUAUAAAUUAUUUCUGUUUUUUUAUUUGAAUGUGUAAAAUUUGUCAUUUUCUCCUGAUUAAUUUAUUAAGUUUUUCAUGAUGAUAAUCAGUUCAGUUAAAAAUGGACUUUGAAACUAAUUUGUAAAUUAAAGUUCAAAUUUCUUCAAAUUAAACGUGGUUUAAAUUGAAUUCACUGAUGGAGAGUGUUCCUGAUCACAAUGAGCUAUUGAAUAUCCUUUGUAGUUGAUGCAAAUAACAAGCAUGUGAAGGAUGGUAAUAGUAAAUCUGCAAAAUUCUUAUAUGUCGUAUUCAUGAUAUGUAUAUUUAACAGUUGAAAAUUUUUAAAAAGACAAUGAAGUGCUCGUUAUUUUUAUGUCUUCAUCCAUACAACGAAUCAUUGUCCACUUACCUCUGUGAUAACCAAUAACUCUCGCACUUUUGCAAUAUUUAUGUCAACAUGCUUCAAUUUCAAUAACUAUGUGAUGUAAUUCUUUGUAAAUGACACAUCAUUAUCGGUUAAUCAUCUCAUGCUUACUCCCAGAUAUUUUGUCAUUCUGCCUAAGCUUACAGCUGUUAUCUCAUUUCUUGUGAAAAUUGCAAAACCAGACCUGUAUAUUAUGAUAUAAAUGAAAGUCUUACAAAUGAGACUGGCAGCAGGUCUGAAGAUUUGUCCUACAGAAAAUUAAUGAGGUUGGUUCUAUAGUAAAUGUACCGAAGGCAUGUUGAUUGUUUAUCACAGAAAUGUACAGACACAUGUAUGCAGGUAACUUUAUAAUUUUAUCUUUUUUUAAAAAAAUUAUUUUAAGCUAUUGAAAGUCCUAAAAGUUUUGUAUUUUCUACAAAUCCUAAAUUGUCCCUUCUACAAAUCCUAAUUAUUUUAUGUAUCCAGUCACUCCAGAAUCAGUGAUAUGUGCCAAAAUUUAUUUCCAAUGAUUAAAUCAAUCAAAUAUG